Molecule: messenger RNA, 396 nt
Organism: Paramecium octaurelia
Lineage: Eukaryota; Ciliophora; Oligohymenophorea; Peniculida; Parameciidae
Source: the annotation of a GenBank genome assembly
AUGGGAUCACGCGUCAGUACUAAUAAAUUAAUGUCCUAAAAUGAAUAAUUAGAGGAGGAUAAUUAAAUUACAGCAAAUAAACCAUAGGCUUUCUAAUAUUAUCCUAAACUUUAUUAACAAAACUGUGAAAAUCAAAUUAAUGACAAUAUGGACACUAAUUAUCAAUGUUUUCUAUUUUUUGGAACAAUCGAACAGUCCGUUUAAUCUAAUAAUAUGGAGGAUAGUAUUGAUAGCCAAGAUAGUAAAGAAACUCCUUGUUGGAAUAUUCCAUAAAGUCUAAAUAAUACGGACAUUACUAAUAAUUCAAAAACUAAAAAAAUUCUUAAAAAAUCUUAAACCAAGUAAAAACAAGGGUGCAAUAUAAUAUAAAGAUUAAGUAUAGAAAGAAUAGUUUGA